GUUCAGGCCUUUCGGAGCUGACAUGGCGGUCUGUUAGCUGAUGUGGAUGCAGAGCUGGACAUGACGUGGGUAGCGAAAAGAGACACCUGGCGUAUUCACCACUCCCAAAAAGGAAACUGACCGGAGGAAGUAGGAACAUAAAGAGGCCGGCAGAAGCCGAGGCGCUGCGUGUGUACUGUAUUGAGUUCUCACAUCACUCCCAUGGCUUCUGAGAAAGACGCUGCUCUCGCGGCCGCCGCCGCUCCUGUCCCCUCCGAUUCUCCCACCAUAUUUGACAAGAUCAUCAACAAGGAAAUUCCUUCUAAUGUGGUUUACGAGGAUGAUAAGGUGCUAGCUUUCAGAGACAUAAAUCCUCAAGCUCCUACCCACAUUGUCAUCAUUCCAAAAGUAAAGGAUGGUUUGUCAGGCUUAUCUAAGGCAGAAGAGAGACAUUGUGAGAUCCUUGGGCGACUGAUGUACACUGCCAAGCUGGUCGCGAAGCAAGAAGGACUGGAUGAUGGCUUUAGGAUCGUCAUCAAUGAUGGACCCAAUGGAUGCCAGUCUGUCUAUCACAUUCACGUUCAUCUUCUCGGAGGGCGCCAAAUGAACUGGCCUCCUGGCUAAAGAUUGUAGUUCACGUACAGCUAUGCCACACGGCUAGUGGCUUGGUCUGAGGCUGUUUAGAGCUGACAGGGUACUGUAAUGGUCGGAUCUCUGGAAUAAUGGGUUCAUCUGCUACUGCAAUUGUUUCCCUUGCUGAAUGCUGCAUGAUGCGAGUUCCUUAAUGGCGACCAACUGAACACAACUGUACGGUUUUUAAAUCCCAGCAGCUUUGGUUGACGUUUACAUACAUCCACUGAUGUUUAAUAGAUUGGAGUAAAAUUAUAGAAUUUUGAUAGUUGAACUUAGAAUUAAAAGAACAAUGGUGAAUAAUAUGGUGACGAGCAAAGCCAGCUAGAGCUGAAAAGGACCAGAGGGUGGCAACCAGAACCCUUCGGCCUAAGCUUUCUUGGAUAUCUCCAAGAGAACUAUGUCCAAAGAGCACCAAAUUCGAAUAUACAGGCCACUCUUUCCUAUUUGAGCGAGAGUGCUCCUUGGGUCGCUUCAAGAGCAUCGUGGUCGAGAAGGAAGCACACUUCCAUCUCUCAGAAUGACAAACCUUGCACUAGCAACCACCAAUUCAAAUUAUUCAACGUGUUCCCAAAUUCUCAAGUUGGUAUCCUCAGAGAUCUAUUUCAGGCCUAGUGUGUUUAAAGUUAUCAAAGGAACCCGAUUUCGGAAAUGAAACUUUCUCAGAUCAGCUUUAACAUAUGGCAGUGCCUUUCGUUUAGCAGCAUAUUCAACGUGAUUGAAUCAUUGAAGAACUUCAAUGUGUUAAUUGAACGUCCACAACACUCUUAAAAUGACUUUUCUGUUCACCAUGCAAUGUAACAUAAACACAUCUCUUCAUUCUUUAGUUUCAACCCUGAAUAAGAGCCAAUUUCUCUG
Linum trigynum is the source of this 1467-nucleotide messenger RNA. The record is from the annotation of a GenBank genome assembly. Lineage: Eukaryota; Viridiplantae; Streptophyta; Magnoliopsida; Malpighiales; Linaceae.